AGCUAAUCCGGUCAGCCUGUACUGCUCCGGCGAUGCAUUUUCCUUCAUAGGCUCACCUCUUUGCGCUGCUUCUUAUCCAUCCCCGUGCCCCAUGGCUUCUACCGGCUGCUGCAAGGAAUGGCCGGGGGAUGAAGGUGUUGCGCGAAUCGACCUGGGACGCUGCUGCCGCACAACGGCGAGCUCAACGAGCCCGACGACGACGGCAAGCAGCGACCUGGAAGGGGAGGAGGGGCAUGCCUGGGCCGCCGCGCUUCCUCGACCGUUGUGACACCCUCCAUGAUGGGCGCCCCAAGAUUCUUCGGCCGCAGGAAGCGUCUGGCGGCAGCGGCGCGUCUCCGGCCAAAUCCGGUCAAAUCCAAUGGAAAAACAGCCCUCCUGCCCGGCCAAGCGACCAAGCCCCAAUAGCAGAACCCAAUGGUCGUCACGCAGCAGAUGCUGUCCAACCAAGUUUGUGUUUCCACAUUGCUUCUUAUGGCAUUGAAAGCGUCUUCAAAGGCUUCCUCUUCCUCAUACUUGUACAUGCAAGCACUGAAAUCAGCAAGUACAUUUGGUCCAUCCUCGUCUUUUUUCUUAUGAGGAACGUGUUGAACAACCAUUUGAAUGAUUCAAAUGUCUCAUCAUAUAAAAGUGCAGCACCAAAAAUGACCAUUUCUCUGAAAUGGUUGAAACCAACAAACACACCGAAGGGUCUGUACUCUUUGUUUGUCCCAAAUGUUGUAUCGAAGGUAACAACAUCACCGAAAUGAGCAUAGUCAAUUAUCAUCCUUGCAUCAGCCCAAAAGAUAUUUGCUAUAUUUUCAUCGCAAUCUAGUUGCAUGUCAUAUUCAAAUGCAGGAUUCUCAUUCUUUUUAUCUCUAAAAUACUUGAGCAUACUUCCAGCUUCACCAUACAUCAAGUCCCUUUGUCGCCUGGUUCGCAAGUGGUUCUUGCGAUCACGACAUGUGUAGCCAAGGUUCAGUGGACCACCAACUUGUCGACUUGCAAACUCAUGGGCUUUUCUCGGUACAAUUCCUGAAUCAUCUGCUGUUUCAAUUUCAAAUGCUUGCAAGGCUGAAAUCUUCCUCUGUGAUGGCAUCAAGUGGCUUGUCCCAGGUAAUUGCAAGACAUGGUUGUGUUCAACAACUAACUCAUGCACCUCAUAAUUUCGUGCUUCUCGGUCUAUAGUAAUUCCCAUUCGAACAUUGCAGCCGGUCCUUGUUUCUGCACGAGGACGCUUUGUAUUAUUAUCCCUUUUGUCUUUUCUUCUGUAGCCCUCAUUGGAACAAACAUAUCUUGCUGAGGUGAUUACUCCAUCGAGUUUGCUCUUGUUUUCAUAAUUUAUCCUUACAUCAAAACCAAUAUGACCUCCAUAACAUGUCCAAAAGUUCCAAGCCUCUUUUGUGGAAUUGAAUUUCAUACCAAUCUGAGGCAUCCAACUAGGAACCACAUUUGUCCUGUAAAAGUUACACAUAACUUAUUUGUUUGUAUGUUUACACUACAAUCAUAAGGUGAUAUAACCUGAGAAUUUAACAAAAUUGUCGGUACCUGUUAGCAUCCUCAUUACAGCUAGUCAUAUUCUCCAUUAGACUUUCUCUUCGUUUUUGUUGCUAGGAGAAGGACAACAAAAGGGAGACCAUCUGCAUUAAUCUCCUGUCAUGUUUUGGAAAUCCCAGGACUUGAUGAGCAAAUCAUCUGUCUUACAAGCAAAUAUUUGAAUACAUUCAUGCAUUUUAUCUUGAGCUUGUCCAAAACAAUUGAGAUCACUUCUAUUAAAUUUUUUUCACUCUAACAUAAUCUAAAAGAUGCAGAAAAUAAGUUUUGCAUCUUGCCCUUAUCAUCCUCCAUUAAGAAAAUAGUAGCAUAGCAAACUCAAUCUACAAAUUGUGUGCCUUGAGAACAUGAAUACAAUCAGAGCAUAUGUCACAUACCUUCAGAUUAAUUGUCUUCUU
Molecule: messenger RNA, 1928 nt
Organism: Triticum aestivum (bread wheat)
Lineage: Eukaryota; Viridiplantae; Streptophyta; Magnoliopsida; Poales; Poaceae
Exons: 3
Coding region: 129-746 (205 amino acids)
Source: RefSeq, a predicted model, not a curated record